CUUGGCUUUCCCAGGCGAGAGACGAUCCUCGGCAAGUUCAUCGACCAUCAUCUUCGAACCGCUUCUGCUCGCCUCGACAUUCACCUCGUCCACCUUCUCUUCAGCGCCAACAGGUGGGAGGCAGCAGCAGAGAUUCUCCGCAGCCUGCGAGAAGGGAGGCAUGUGGUCGUCGACCGCUACUCCUUCUCAGGCCUCGCCUACAGUAUCGCGCAGGGUCUCGGGCGUGACUGGUGCUUCUCGUGGGAGGUUGGUCUGCCUGCUCCUGAUGUCGUCUUCCUGCUCGACAUCGACCCGAGCGCUGCUGCGCAGCGACCUGGUUACGGGAAGGAGAGGUACGAGAAGGUCGAACUCCAGCAGCGAGUUCGAAAUGCCUUCCUUGAGGAGGCAGAGAAGGGGAAGGGGGCGAGCCGAUGGAUCAUGCUGGAUGCGUCGCUACCGAGUGAAGAGACGGCGAAGCAGGUCAAU
This is a messenger RNA of Guillardia theta CCMP2712, 465 nucleotides long. RefSeq lists its product as hypothetical. Gene Ontology annotation, biological process: dTDP biosynthetic process; dTTP biosynthetic process; dUDP biosynthetic process. The record is from RefSeq and is a predicted model, not a curated record. The annotation marks the transcript as partial. NCBI's taxonomy places the organism in Eukaryota, Cryptophyceae, Pyrenomonadales, Geminigeraceae. Gene Ontology annotation, molecular function: dTMP kinase activity; ATP binding. Gene Ontology annotation, cellular component: cytosol; cytoplasm; nucleus. The transcript has 4 exons.